Vanrija pseudolonga is the source of this 1349-nucleotide messenger RNA. It is a transcript of the gene FEN1, whose product is annotated as Flap endonuclease 1. Gene Ontology annotation, molecular function: 5'-3' exonuclease activity; DNA binding; 5'-flap endonuclease activity. NCBI's taxonomy places the organism in Eukaryota, Fungi, Basidiomycota, Tremellomycetes, Trichosporonales, Trichosporonaceae. The record is from RefSeq and is a predicted model, not a curated record. The coding region runs from base 36 to 1349 and encodes 437 amino acids. Gene Ontology annotation, cellular component: nucleus; cytoplasm. The transcript is spliced from 10 exons.
AUCAACUUUCUUGCCCCUCUUGACAACCUUCAACGAUGGGUAUUAAGGGUCUCACAGCGCUCAUCAGCGAGCAUGCCCCCAAGGCAAUGCGUGACCACGAAAUGAAGACGCUCUUCGGUCGCAAGGUCGCCAUUGAUGCGUCGAUGUCGAUCUACCAGUUCCUCAUCGCCGUCCGCCAGCAGGACGGCCAGAUGCUCAUGAACGAAAGUGGAGAAGUCACUUCACACCUGAUGGGCUUCUUCUAUCGUACCAUUCGCAUGGUGGAUAAUGGUAUCAAGCCAUGUUACGUGUUCGACGGCAAGCCCCCGGACCUCAAGUCGGGUGUGCUCAAGCAGCGUUUCGGUCGUCGAGAGGAGGCCAAGUCGGCCGAGGAGGAGGCCCGCGAGACUGGUACCGCGGAGGACAUUGACCGUCUGUCCAGGCGGCAGGUCCGCGUCACCAAGGAGCACAACGAGGAGUGCAAGCGUCUCCUCAGCCUCAUGGGCAUCCCCUGCGUUACCGCACCCUCAGAAGCCGAGGCUCAGUGCGCCGAACUCGCUCGCGCCGGCAAGGUGUUCGCCGCCGGCUCUGAGGACAUGGACACGUUGACCUUCCACACGCCGAUCCUCCUCCGUCACCUGACGUUCAGUGAGGCCAAGAAGAUGCCCAUCUCGGAGAUCAAGCUCGACGAGGUGCUCGCUGGACUGGAGAUGACCAUGGACCAGUUCAUCGAGCUCUGUAUUCUACUCGGCUGCGACUACCUCGAGCCCGUCAAGGGCGUUGGACCCAAGACUGCCUACAAGCUCAUGAAGGAGCACGGCUCUCUCGAAGAGGUUGUCAAGUUCAUCCGCAGCAAGAUGGCUGAGAAGGAGGCCGAGAACGCCAAGGCUGCCGCCCUGGCCGCUGAGGACGAGAGCGAGCCUGAGAGCGAGGAUGGUGCCGCCGACUUUGUCGUCAACUCUGAUGGCGAGGAGGUGCCUGCACCAAAACGCUCGCCCGUCAAGAAGAAGCCCAAGAAGAAGGGAACGAGCGCGGGCAUGCAGAUUCCGGAGUACUGGCCCUGGGAGGAGGCCAAGAAGCUCUUCAUCACGCCGGAUGUCACCAAGGGUGACGACCUUGACAUCGACUGGAAGGCGCCGGACGAGGAGGGUCUUGUCGAGUUCCUGGUCCGCGAGAAGGGUUUCAAGGAGGACCGCGUGCGCGCCGGCUCGCAGAAGCUCGCCAAGAUGCUCGCGGCCAAGCAGCAGGGCCGGCUCGACGGCUUCUUCAAGGUCAUGCCCAAGAAGGAGGACGAAAAGAAGGCCGGCGCUGCCAAGGGCAAGCGCAAGGCGGAUGAGAAGCCCAAGGCGGGAGCCAAGAAGAGAAAGUAG